This is a messenger RNA of Pistacia vera, 354 nucleotides long. RefSeq lists its product as uncharacterized. The record is from RefSeq and is a predicted model, not a curated record. Bases 1 to 354 code for a protein of 117 amino acids. Lineage: Eukaryota; Viridiplantae; Streptophyta; Magnoliopsida; Sapindales; Anacardiaceae. The transcript has a single exon.
AUGUCUGAGGGAUCCCUAGUUUGCCCACAUGUAAUCAAGAUGAUUGGUUACAUUCAAAGGCUUGAGAUUUUGGGAUUUGUCAUGGAUGUAGAACUUUCUAUGGAUAUUGUUAUGCAAUCCUUGCUUGACUCUUUCUCCCAAUUUAUAUUGAACUUCAAUAUGAAUGCAAUGGAGAAGACUCUCUCAGAGCUACUGAGAUUGCUGAAGACAAUGGAGAAGGACAUGACAAAGUUCAAACUAGUGUUGUUAGUUGCUGCUGCACAUGGGAAAGGAAAGGGUAAACAAGGCAGAGGAAAGGCCAAGGCCAAUCCUAAGUUUAAGCGUAAAACCCAAGAUGUCAUUAAGCCUACUUGA